GCCACCGCUCACGCGCACCACUGCGAACGCCGAGAUCCGAGCCGAGACACGGGUGCUGGAUUUCGGGUCUCCUCAGAGCCGUGCUGCGGUCAUCAUGGCUCUCUACCACUAUGUCACGCAGGAGCAACUCUCAGGUUUUGAUAAAUACAAGUACAGCGCAGUGGAUUCAAACCCCCUUUCCAUCUACGUCAUGCACCCUUUCUGGAACUCAGUGGUGAAGGUCUUACCCACAUGGCUUGCCCCAAACCUCAUCACAUUUACAGGGUUCAUGUUCCUGGUACUCACCUUCACCAUGCUAUCCUUCUUUGACUUUGACUUUUAUGCCUCAGGGGAAAGCUACACACAUGUGCCAAGUUGGGUGUGGGUUGCUGCUGGUUUGUUCAACUUUCUAGCCUAUACCCUAGAUGGUGUGGACGGAAAACAGGCACGGAGAACCAACUCCAGCACUCCUCUGGGUGAACUGUUUGACCACGGUCUGGACAGCUGGGCCUGUGUGUUUUUCGUUGCUACAGUGUACUCUGUCUUUGGACGGGGUGAGACGGGGGUCAGCGUGGUGACACUCUAUUAUCUGUUAUGGGUCGUCCUGUUUUCCUUCAUCCUGUCUCACUGGGAGAAGUACAACACUGGAAUUUUGUUCCUGCCCUGGGGCUACGACAUCAGUCAAGUGACUAUCUCCAUUGUGUACAUUAUAACAGCAGUAGUUGGAGUGGAAACGUGGUACAAACCUGUGUUUCUGAACAUUCACUACAGAGAUCUCUUCACUGUUAUGAUUAUCAGUUGUUUAUUUGUUGUAACUCUGCCAAUGAGCCUCUACAAUGUCUUCAAGGCGUAUCGUAACAACACCCUGAAGCACAGUUCACUGUAUGAGGCCUUGUUGCCGUUUUUCUCACCUGUGCUUUUAUUCGUGCUGUCUACACUGUGGAUCAGUUUCUCUCCAACAAACAUUGUCCAGAAGCAGCCCAGGAUCUUUUAUCUCAUGGUGGGAACAGCCUUCUCCAACGUUACAUGCAAGCUCAUUGUGUGCCAGAUGAGUAAUACUCGAUGUAAGCCACUGAGCUUGUUGUUGUUGCCGAUGAGCAUCGUGGUACUGCUAGUGAUUUCUGGGACUGUGCAUGGAGGAGAAUCGCUGGUCUUGUUUAUAUGGACUGCUGUAGUCCUGCUCACUCACAUACACUACGGAGUCUCAGUUGUGAAGCAGUUGAGCGAUCAUUUUAACAUAUUCGCUUUCUCACUAAAAAAGCCCAAUUUGGACUGACAAGACGAGGAGAAAAUUGGCCUGAAGGCUGCUGAGGUCUAAACUGUCCCAGCAUGUCUUUCAGCCAGCCGACUCUCACCAUUCACCAAGUAGACACUGUUAACACCAGGAAACCAAAUUGUACUGACCAAACACGCCUUUUUAAUUCUGAGGAUGCUGCUAAAUCAGCAGGAGGAUGGAGCUGCACCACAGGGCCCACUGAUCCCUGAGGCAGAGCUGCGCCACAGGCCUUACCGAGCCCUAAGGCAGAGCUGCACCACGGGGCCCACUGUGCCCAACAGCAGAGCUGCAUCACAGGACAUCAUGGGCACAAUUACACCAUGGGACUCAAUAGCACAGAAACGCAGGACCCACUGAGCCCAGGACCUACAGUGCCUCGACUUGCAGCUGUGUAACAAGGCUCAUUCCUCCCAGAAAGAGCCGUAUUGUGUUGCUCGCUCCAAGUGGAGACUGUGUGGUUGUCUGGUAUCCGUGAAGCUGGGGAUUGUGCUUGUUUCCUAAGGAAAUGUGCUUUUCAGCUGAGAUACUAGAAGCCUUGAACGGUUAAUCUCAUUUAUACACUCGCUCUCAGAUGAGUCACUCUCACUCCCAAGCCACAUGAUCUACAUACACACACACACACACACAUAGAAUGGGAUGAAUGUCUUCAGCUUCUUCGAUUUUGAUGAUUUUAUUUACAUUUAAUUUUGGCCUCAAUUUAGAUGAGAAACACUUUUUAAGAAGUACUUUCCAGUGUUAUUAAAGCAUAACGAGGCUACGAAUUGUGUUUCUAUAAUGAACAGUGUACGUAAACUGGGAAAACGGUUUAAUUUUCAGUUCAUCUGAUGCUUAUUUAUAUGUAUGAGGAAACAGGGAUGUUAAUUGCUUAUUUAAAACAAUGGUGCUGUCGCUGAUCUCUGUAUAGAAUUGUAGUAAUGACACCUAAAUGACCACAUAAUCAACUAAUAACAUCACACACAUCUCAAAACAUGAGCUCAUCUGACAGAUUGGAAUUUGUAUAACCACUUUAUUUGGGAUUUUGUUUUCUUUUCUUACACUGGUGAUGGUGUGUCUGCGUGCCGAUUUUCUGUUCUGUCUUUUUGUUUGUUGUGUUGCUUCACUAGUUUGCUUUUAUUGAGUUUAUUUGUGCUUAAAUGAAGAGUGCGCUUCAAACCCUGACCAGGAGAGGGUGCACUUGGAGUGAGCGAGUCAAACCUUGCUCCGUUCUUUAAACACGAUAAAAGCACUAGUCUGUGUGCCACCAACAUGUCUGUUAUACAGGUGUCACAACCUGCCAACCUCAUUUCAGUUGUCUUUUUUUUGGGCUUAGAUUAUGGGAAUAGUUUUUUAUUUUAAAUAUAUAUAUACUGAGUUGAAUGUAUGUGUGCGUGCACGCGUGUGUAUUUAUGUGUGU
Molecule: messenger RNA, 2648 nt
Organism: Danio aesculapii
Lineage: Eukaryota; Metazoa; Chordata; Actinopteri; Cypriniformes; Danionidae
Gene: selenoi
Product: selenoprotein I
Exons: 10
Biological process (GO): phosphatidylethanolamine biosynthetic process
Cellular component (GO): Golgi apparatus; endoplasmic reticulum membrane
Molecular function (GO): ethanolaminephosphotransferase activity
Source: RefSeq, a predicted model, not a curated record